ACUAACUUGCCGGAGGAGAGAAAUUCUUUCUCGCAAGUUACACGCUAACGUGUUUCUAUGAUUUUCUAUAAUUAAACUCAAUUAAGUGCAAAUAGGUAUAGAUUUUAAUCUUUCCUUGUGGCAUUCGUCGUGUCAUCUAACUAAGACCAGGGUUUAUAGUAAUCAGAAUGCCUCCAAAGAAAGUUGAGGAACCUGAGAAAAAGCCUUUAAUUGGAAGAGUGGGUACCAACUUGAAAGUUGGUAUUGUUGGUGUGCCCAAUGUGGGAAAGUCAACAUUUUUCAAUGUCCUCACCAAAAGUCAAGCGGCGGCUGAGAACUUCCCAUUCUGCACCAUUGAUCCUAAUGAAAGUAGGGUGCCAGUGCCAGAUGAGCGUUUCGAUUACCUCUGUGAAUUUCACAAACCAGCCAGUAAAGUGCCAGCGUUUUUGAACGUCGUGGACAUUGCUGGUCUCGUCCGUGGAGCAGCUGAAGGUCAAGGGCUUGGGAACGCCUUCUUAUCACACAUUAAGGCAUGUGAUGCAAUCUUCAAUCUGUGCCGUGCCUUCGAUGAUGAGGACGUAAUUCACGUGGACGGUGAAGUAAAUCCAAUCAGAGAUUUGGAAACAAUUGGAGAAGAGCUUCGAUUGAAGGAUGAAGAGCAACUAAUGCAAAACUUUGAGAAACUCGACAGAGUUGUCAAUCGAGGCGGGGAUAAGAAACUAAAGCCCGAAUAUGAUGCGCUGACAAGAAUCAAAGCCAUACUAGUUGAUGAAAAGAAACACAUUCGUUUCGGAGAUUGGAGUGCAGCUGAUAUAGAAGUACUCAACAAAUACCUCUUCCUGACAUCGAAGCCCGCUCUCUACCUUGUCAAUUUGUCAGAAAAGGAUUACAUCCGAAAGAAGAACAAAUGGUUGCCCAAAUUAAAAGAAUGGAUUGAUAAAAACGACCCUGGUGCGCCGCUUAUACCCUUCUCCGGAACACUGGAAAUGAAACUGCUCGAGAUGGAGCCGGCAGAGAGACAAGCUUUCUUGAAAGAAAACAAUCUUACCAGUGCAUUGGACAAGAUCAUCGUUCAAGGUUACAAAGCUCUGCAGUUGGAGUACUUCUUCACUGCAGGACCUGAUGAAGUUAAAGCGUGGACAAUUCAGAAAGGCACCAAAGCUCCUCAAGCCGCUGGUAGGAUUCACACAGACUUCGAAAAAGGUUUCAUUAUGGCUGAGGUGAUGCAUUUCAAAGACUUCAAGGAGGAGGGCACUGAGGCUGCUUGUAAAGCGGCCGGCAAAUACAGGCAACAAGGUCGAAACUACGUAGUUGAAGAUGGUGACAUAAUUUUCUUUAAGUUCAACGCUGGCGCUGGUCUAAAGGAUGCGAAGAAAAAAUGACGUGACAAGGUACUGCUGUUAUUGGUACAUCUUCUGUACCUAAACCUCGUCUUGUACACACUGCUCCACGUCGCAUAAGAGUACUCUAAGGAUUUUCUACCAACCAUAUUUAUAACCACAUAAUAAAUUAUGUAUCUGACUAAAUAAAGCUUGUUAAUGUUUGUCAAAUUAAAUUUAUUUGGAA
Messenger RNA from Spodoptera exigua (beet armyworm), 1545 nucleotides. The record is from the annotation of a GenBank genome assembly. Lineage: Eukaryota; Metazoa; Arthropoda; Insecta; Lepidoptera; Noctuidae.